GUGGUAGCAGAAGCUGAGCUAGCAGGCUGGAGCAGGCCGCCAGCAUGCAGAGAGUGCAAUGCAGGCAAUCUCGAGGCUUUUGGCAGGUGCAGCUCGACAGAUGGCUGUAGACUGCGGCGUCGUCCUGGCCCCAAGAGCGCAACUGAGCGUCUUCAGCAGCAGACACUGCUCUAUCAAAUCUUGUAGCGAUCGCUUUUGUCAUUCAGUCAGCAUUCGGAGGACGCUGUCCCCCUUCUCAAGAGGACGUUUCAAUCUGUUGAAAAGUUCCACCCACAAUCCUCUUGAUUGCAGCACUUUUCAGCAAAGCCCCCGGCUAUUUGCGAGCUUAGAGCCAACUUCAAGUGGCUAUUCGACCUUCAGCGAUCCGAUGGGUGAGCCUUUUGAGGCGCCGUCAGACAAGAUGAAGGAGGAAGACGCAACGCCGGCCGAGUCUGCUUUUCUGCAGGGGCUGAUGCCAUCUGCCGAGAUUGGCGCUCAGCGCUUUCUGAAGAAGCACCCCGAGCAUGAUGGGAGGGGUGUCAUCGUGGCAAUCUUUGAUUCUGGAGUUGACCCAGGAGCGGCUGGCCUGACAGUGACCUCUGAGGGCAAACCCAAGGUUAUCGAUGUUGUUGACUGCACUGGAAGUGGGGACGUAGACACCAGCAAGGUGGUCAAAGCAGAUGCAGACGGCAUGAUUGAAGGAGGUUCCGGGAGGCAGCUGCGCGUCAAUCCAGAGUGGAAGAACCCCUCUGGCGAGUGGCACGUUGGUGUCAAGCACCUCUUUGAGCUUUUCACCAAGGGCCUUACGGAGCGUGUCAAAAAAGAGCGCCGCAAGAGCUGGGACGCGAAGCACCGGCAGAGCGCCACCGAGGAGCUCCGACGGCUUUCAGCGUUCGAUGCGAAGAAUCCGAAGCCGGCCACCGACAAGCUCAAAAAGGAGCGGGAGGACCUGCAGGCACGUGUGGACCUCCUCAAGAAGCUAGCCGAGGACUAUGACGACCGAGGGCCAAUUGUCGACUGUGUUGUGUGGCGCGACGACAAGGACACGUGGCGAGCUGCCAUUGACACGACGGACCUCGAAGAGGAGGGCAGCUCCGUCGGGAAGCUCGCGGACUUCGUUCCGCUGACCAACUUCCGGCUAGAGCGGAAGUACGGCACCUUCAGCAAGGUCGACUCGUGCAACUUCGCAGCAAACAUCUACGACGACGGGAACGUCCUCAGUCUAGUUACGGACUCUAGCCCGCACGGUACCCACGUUGCAGGAAUCACGGCGGCCUGCCAUCCAGAGGAGCCCGACCUGAACGGCGUGGCCCCCGGGGCUCAGAUCGUGUCGUGCAAGAUCGGGGAUACGCGGCUGGGGAGCAUGGAGACUGGAACGGGCCUCACGCGCGCGCUGAUCGCCGUCAUUGAGAACAAGUGCGACCUCAUCAAUAUGAGCUACGGCGAGCCCACGAGCACGCCCGACGUCGGCCGCUUCGUCUCCCUGGCCAACGAGAUCGUGCACAAGCAUGGCGUCAUCUUCGUCAGCAGCGCUGGCAACGACGGGCCCGCGCUGUCCACUGUCGGUGCGCCAGGUGGCACCUCCUCCGCAAUCAUCGGGAUCGGGGCGUACGUGUCGCCCGCCAUGGCUGCGAGCGCACACUCGCUCGUGAGCCCGCCAUCCGAGGGGCUGCAGUACACAUGGUCAAGUCGUGGCCCGACCCCUGACGGCGAUCUCGGCGUGGGGCUGAGCGCACCUGGGGGCGCGGUGGCUCCGGUUCCGGCCUGGACGCUGCAGAAGCGGCAGCUCAUGAACGGAACGUCCAUGUCGUCGCCGUGCGCAUGCGGGGGGAUCGCGCUCGUGCUGAGCGCUUUGAAGGCCCAGGGCCUUUCUUCGCGGCCUAAUUUGGUGCGAACGGCCCUGGAAAACAGCGCGGCGUCAUUGGGCACUUCUCCCCACGACGCGCUGACCCACGGCCGAGGCCUGCUCCAAGUUGACAAGGCUGUCAAGUACUUGGAAAAAUGCGCGAACUUGCCUGACGUGCGCUACGUCGUGGAGGUCUCGCGCACCAGCAGCUCCGCCCCCGCAACACGUGGCGUCUACCUGCGUGACCUGCCCGACCCGAUGAGCCCCGUCGAGUUCCGCGUGAUAGUCUCGCCCCACUUUCACGAAGACGCGGACAAUCUGGACGUCCGAGCCGCUUUCGAGGAGCGCAUCAAGCUGGACAGCACGGCGCCCGACUGGGUCCAAGCGCCCGAAAACGUGCUCCUGCCGCACAACGGCCGCAACUUCUGUAUACGCGUUGAUCCGAGCGGCCUGCCACAGGGCCUCCACUUCGCAGAGGUGACCGGCACUGACAUGAGCCGGCCGUGGCGGGGCCCCGUUUUCCGCAUCCCCGUCACUGUCAUUAAGCCAACCGUGCUGCCACAGGGGGCAGCGCAGGUGGCUACUUUCAACGGCCUCAAGUUUUUGCCAGGUGACAUCAAGCGACACUUUAUCGCGGUGCCAACGGGUGCCACGUGGGCGGAGCUCACGAUGCGCUCGGGGGACCUGGACACACCACGUCAGCUAGUGCUGCACACGCUGCAGUUGCUGCCCCAGGAGCGGCACACGAGCCACGAGCUGCGCACGUACCUGACGUUCAAUUCGCACUCCACCAAGCAAGUCGCGAUCGAGGUGCAAGAAUCGAAGACGCUGGAGGUAACGCUCGCGCACUUCUGGUCCAGCGCAAGCGGCACCGAGCAGCCCUGCAACAUAGACCUCGAGGUUGAGUUCCACGGCCUCAAGGCCAGCAGCGGCGCCAUUCAUUUAGACGGAGCCACCGGCACGGUCCGUGUCAACGUCAGGUCCGCUUUCGGGACGGAGCGGCUUGCACCCAACGGCGUGCUCAAUCGUUUGCAAAUACCUCUAGCGCCGACUGAAGCCAAGAUCGAGGCGCUCUCCCCCAAACGCGACGAGCUGCCAGAUGGGCGCCAGAUCCACGCACUCCACCUGACCUACAAGUUUACAGUUAGCGAAGCCGGCAAGUACACGCCCCGACUGCCAGUCCUCAACAACCGGGUGUACGACAGCGAGCUGGAGUCGCAGCUCUACAUGGUUCACGACGCCAAUAAGAAGCUGCUGGCCGUUGGUGACGUGUACCCAAAAGAGGUUAAGCUAACCAAGGGCGAACACACCAUCCGGUACAGGAUACGGCACGACAACGUUGGGUACCUAGAGAAGCUGAAGGGAUUGGUCUUGCGGCUUGAAAGGACGCUCGAAGACAAAGCGUCCCUCAAGCUGACGACCCACUCAUCCCUAGAUGGCGUCAUCACGAACACGAAGAAGCUGACGUCAGCGACCAUGCUAUCCGGGGAGAUGCGCUCCGUCUUCUUUGCCCCCCCUCCCGCUGACAAACUCCCCAAGGACGCUGCUCCCGGGACCUUGCUCCGCGGCCGGGCCACCUUCGGCAAGCUCUCGUCUUCCAAUGGGGACAACGGCGCGGCUUGCCCCGCAGCUUCCCAGCUCGUCUACAUUGUGCCGCCAGCUGUCAAGGAGGACAAGGACAAGAAGGGCAAGGACGAUGCCAAGAAGACGGCCACUGAGAAGAUGCAAGAGGAGUUGCGUGACGUCAAGCUGAAGGUGCUGACGGGGCUGCCAACGUCGACGGAUGAGGAGCGCGCGGAGUUUGAGCAGCUGGCCAAGGACCUUAAGGCGGAAUACCCGAGCCACGUGCCCUUGUUUGUGGAGCUGCUCCACAAGGUGGACGGAACCAAGGAGAAGCGGCGCGCAGUUCUGCCUGAGGUUGUUGCGGCGGCUGACAAGGUGAUCAGCCUCAUUGACACCAAGGUGCUGGCGGACUGGUUCGCGCAGAAGAGCGAGCCCGAGGGAGAAGACGCUGCCAAGUUGAAGAAAGAGCACGAGAGUAAUCGCGACAUCUUGGUGGACGCUUUAACUAGAAAGGGGCUCGCGCUGGCGGAGCUGGAGGAACCCGAGAAGGACGAGGCUGCCUCCAAGAAGAAGAAAGCCAAGCCGUCCGAGCAAUCGGUGCACGGACCUACCAAAUUUGAGGACAAGACGCCCGAAGCGUCCGAAUCAAUACCUGCGCUGUCCAAUACGCAAACGGACACGACAGCUGCGUCCGCUGAAGUCGAGGGGCUCUCGAAGACGUCGAAAAAGCCGGCCAAGGAGGCCGAGGCGAAAAUGGAAGUGGGGAGCGGAACCGGAACGCAAGCGGAAGCCGAUGCGUUCGAGGAGAACUUCCGCGAGCUGCGGAAAUGGGUGGACACGAGUUUGGCCAAGCACGGCAUGCUGGUGUACAAGCGCGAGAAGCGCGCGGGGCGGCUGGGCCACGCACUCAAGGCCCUGAACAAGGCGAUUGAUGACGACAGCAAGGCCACCGAGCGGUCAGCCUACGAGGCCCGGGCGGAGCUGUACGACCUUCUGGGAUGGCCGCAAUGGGCGAACUACGAGAGAAGCUGGCUCAGGAUACGGUUUCCGGGCAGUUACCCGCUGUUCUAAAAACGGAACGCCUCAAUGAGCCUCUGCGGGGGGUACGGGCCGCCUGAAAAGUGGAGACGAGCUCUCCAGUCUCUUUCGUCUUUUAUUGUGCAAGCAACUAUGUUGAUAAAAGUAUCGGCGCUUGUUCAAGC
Messenger RNA from Klebsormidium nitens, 4590 nucleotides. The record is from the annotation of a GenBank genome assembly. NCBI's taxonomy places the organism in Eukaryota, Viridiplantae, Streptophyta, Klebsormidiophyceae, Klebsormidiales, Klebsormidiaceae.